AUGGAGGAAAAAUCGCUGAUCGAGGAGUUCCGGUUCGGCUGGGAUGUCAAGCUCGAGCUGGGCUGGGCGGAGCCUCUGCCUCCCGAGGGGUACGAGCUGGACAGUCUGGCGUUAGUGGCGGGUGAGCGGUCCGUCCGCCUGCGGGGCGCCUCCCCCGAUCUGCGGGCAUCAGUUAAUUAUCUAAAAGACAGGGCCAACCUACUCGGCUUCCACAACAUCUACCUGACCAAGAAGAAGAUCGGCAGGGUCAAGGCCAUCAGCAAACUAGGCCUGCCGCCCGAGGACUUCAAGUUCAUCCGCAACGAGGCGGCAGUGCUGCGCAGGCUGCACUACCCCGGCAUCAUCCGUCUGCACGAAAUCUGCGAGACCAAGAAUUCGAUCUACAUUGUCAUGGAACUUAUCAGCGGCGGGUUGCUUUCCCAUGCGAUCAAGAAAAAUACCUUCCUGGACUGGGAGAUCAGAUCCCUCCUGCAGCGCAUCCUCGAGACCCUGGCCUACCUGCACGACCACGGCAUCGCCCACCGCGACAUCAAGCCCGAGAACCUCAUGUUCCGCUCGCUCAGCAGCCUCGACAUCGUCCUAGUCGACUUCGGCAUGGCCACGCACGUCCCCUCCGAGACCGACUUCGAGUGCUGCGGCACGCCCGGCUACGUCGCCCCCGAGAUGUUCAACCACGAGCCGUACUCCACCCGCUGCGAUGUGUUCAGCCUGGGGGCCACCAUGUACUACCUGACUACCAAGAAAACCCUGCUCAACUGCGGGGCAUUCUCUGCCCUGGACGAGGGGCUGCAGGAUCUGCUGGGGCGCAUGCUUGAGCGGGACCCCUCCAAGCGCAUUUCCCCGAAGGAGGCGCUCGAGCACCCCUUUAUGACCCAGCACUUCCGGCGGGGCACGCAGCUGCGCAAGGAGGGCAGCGCCUCCUCGCUGCACGUCGAGGAGCAGCCCCAGAAGAAGAAGGCCUCGGUCUUUCUCAAUGCCAGCCUCGCCCUCAUCCGCGCGCAUCACCGGCUGGCUGCCCCCGCCUCCCUCCAGGUCCUGCUCCUCAAGCGAUCAGCCGCAGGCACCUUCUCCAGCGUACCUGCGCUGAGCAGCACUGAUCUGGACGACUUGGCUCGCUUCGGUCAGGCCUACGCCGCAGAAUUGCUACGGGGAUAG
Hippocampus zosterae (dwarf seahorse) is the source of this 1155-nucleotide messenger RNA. RefSeq lists its product as uncharacterized. Gene Ontology annotation, molecular function: protein serine/threonine kinase activity; ATP binding. Lineage: Eukaryota; Metazoa; Chordata; Actinopteri; Syngnathiformes; Syngnathidae. Gene Ontology annotation, cellular component: cytoplasm; nucleus. The transcript has 7 exons. The record is from RefSeq and is a predicted model, not a curated record. Gene Ontology annotation, biological process: mitotic DNA damage checkpoint signaling; protein phosphorylation. Bases 1 to 1155 code for a protein of 384 amino acids.